This is a messenger RNA of Tinamus guttatus (white-throated tinamou), 1287 nucleotides long. NCBI's taxonomy places the organism in Eukaryota, Metazoa, Chordata, Aves, Tinamiformes, Tinamidae. The record is from RefSeq and is a predicted model, not a curated record.
AUGCUGCAGCAAAUUUUGCGUGAUAUGUACAUUGACCCAGAGCUCCUGGCGGAACUGAAUGAAGAGCAAAAGCAGAUCUUGUUUUACAAAAUGAGAGAAGAGCAGCUGAGGCGCUGGAAGGAGAGGGAAGAGAAAGCACGAAUGGAAGAGACCAUGGUGCGAAAGACAGCGAGGUGCAAACAAAGUAAUGGCAAACAUGUGCAGUGGCUACAUGGGAAGGAUGGUGAGGUCUGGGUGUGGGUUAUGGGAGAAGCCCCAGGUGACAAGCCCUAUGAGCAGAUAUCUGAGGAGCUAAUAGCAGAGCGAGCCAGGCAACAAGCACAGAAGGAGGCAGAAGAACUAUGGAGGCAAAAGGAGGCAGAAAUUACAAAAAAAUUCCGAGAUGCUAUGGCUCAAGAAAAAGCCAGAAUAGUGGCAGAAAAAUGGAAAGUAGAAAUAGAAGAUCGGAAGGCAGCCAAAUUGGUGGAGGAAAAAAUUCAGGAGGAACUGAAGAAAAGAGAGGAAGAGGAAAGACAAAAAGGCGAAGAACAAAUACGGCAGCAGGAGGAAAUACGAGCAAGAGAACUGUAUUUGAGCCUCAAGCAAGCUCAGCAGCACGGGCAACACAAUGAUGAUGACCAAGAGUGGGAAGAACAGUUGCGUCGCUCCAAGGCCGCGGAUGAGGAAAGGCGGCACCAAGCGCGCCGAGCGCGGGACGAGUACCGGCGGCAAUCCUUGCGAGCCAUCCAGAAGGGACGAGUGGCUGGUCUGAGCAAUCUGUUCAAGGGGACGAGCCUGAAUAACGAUCAGGAGGCAAAACUGAGCGACAGUCCAAGCCCUUUGCUGUCUCUUUCUGCUCCAUCCAGUAAAAUUUGGGAGCGUCCUUCUAGGCCCUUUUCCCGAGAGGUCAUUAUUCACUGGUUCAAAGAAGAGCAGCUUCCUCGACGUGCUGGCUUUGAGAGGAACUCCAAUAGGGUUGCUACGUGGUUUCACGGUAUUAUCAGCCGCCAGGAGGCAGAAGAGCUGUUAAUGAAUAAGUCAGAGGGAUCGUUCCUGGUGCGAGUCAGUGAGAAGAUCUGGGGCUACGCGUUGUCUUACCGCCAACAAAGUGGGUUCAAACACUUUCUGGUUGACGCCUCGGGGGAUUUCUACAGCUUCUUGGGGGUAGAUCCAAACCGACACGCAACCCUCACAGAUCUUAUUGAUUUUCACAAGGAGGAAAUCAUCACAUCUUCAGGUGGGGAGUUACUGUUGGAGCCAUGUGGGCAGCAGAAGAGCCCACCAGACUACAGCCCUUUAUUUGAAUAA